CUAAUAAAAUAAUUACUUUGCGACACACGAUGUUAUAACAGUUGCACGAAAUGCUAUAUAAGUUGUAAAGACCUUGAAACAACAGCAGGUGAUAAUUGAAUACAAUGUUGAAAACACUCGUAAUAUUACUGCUCGCAGUUAAUUUUUUAGCUGUAUUAUGUUCAGAUGGCGCUUCUAACGUGUCCUCGAAUUUUGCCACAUUUUCGUCGUCUGCAUCAAACUCAUACUCACAAAGUUCCUCCUUCGUGUCGUCCGAUACAUACGGUGAAGACGCACCAGAAUACGAGUGCGAUGGACACCACGAAUAUUAUGAAACUUGUGAAUCAUACACUGAAACUGCAUAUGAUUCCUGUGUUGUAGGCUGUCGUUGUGAAAAUGAUUACGUACGCAAUGACAAAGGCAAAUGUGUUGCGAAAAGUAAAUUUUGCCGUCGCCAGUUUGAAACAUUUUCUGAUUGCGUUAAUGGAGGAUGCGACAGACGCAAUUGCUCGGAACUUAAACGACCUGCCAUUUGUAUUGAUGUUUUUAGAAAUAGUUGCAUUCAGGGAUGCGUAUGCAAGAAGGAUUAUUUACGAAACGUUCAAGGAAAUUGUGUCCCUAUUAACCAUUGUCCGGAAAGAAAACAUCCAAAAUGUCGAGGCUUAAACGAAUAUUACGAAAAUUGUGAAUCUGCAUCUGAUUGUGAAACAUGUGAAAAGGGUUGUCAAUGUGUAUUGGGUUACGUGAGGAACGAAGAAGGGAAAUGUGAAUUAGACAACGGACAGUUCACCACAACCACUGAGACAUCGACUACAACUACAACAGACGUUCCAACAACUACAGAACCUUCUGAAGUAGAUGCAGAUAAAGCUUUAGAGAAAAUUUUGGAUGCGAACGCCCGGUUUACACAAACAUUUUUACAAUUCAAAACAAAUGAAAAUCCUAAAGAAAGUUUCAUAGCAUCACCAUUUUCCGUGCUGAUACCACUAGCAGAACUUGCAUUAUACACAAUUGGGAAGUCAUUUGCGCAAAUAACAAAUGUACUGAAUGUCACUAAUAAGGAUGAGAUUCGUCAAGGGAUGAGAAGACUUUUGGAUAAUUUCAAAUUACCUAAGAAUGUAACAUUGAAUUUAGCCCAAAAAAUAUAUGCCAAUAAACAAUUUGAAUUGAGUGAUGCAUUCAAACGAGACACAGAAGUGUACUUUGAUGCUAAAGCAGAAAAUUUAGACUUCAGUCAGAGGGCGGCAGCAGCAAAAGCUAUUAACGAUUGGGUGAGUGCCCAAACAAAUGGUCUAAUACCAAAUCUUGUCGACGAAAGUUUGUUGAGCGAAUUGACACGAUUGGUUUUGGUAAAUGCUAUUUACUUCAAGGGUAAUUGGUUGAGACCUUUUGACCCGAAAAUUACGCAAAAGAAAGAUUUUUACAUCGCAAAAGAUAAAAAUGUAACAGUCGACAUGAUGUAUCAGAAGGGUUACUUUAGAUAUAUGGAGAAUCCCUCACUACAAAUAAAGGCAUUAGAAUUGUUAUAUAAAGAUAGGAACUACAGUCUUUUAUGUGUUUUACCAACAUCGACGGAUACUUACACUCUUGAAGGACUGGCAAAAAACCUUCAAGAUCCUCAAACUUUUAAAUCUAUAGUCGAUGGAUUGCAAAACCAAGAAGUUAAAGUAUAUUUACCUCGAAUACAAACAUCAAGUACUACUGAUCUAACCAAAGUAUUUAAAGCUGUAAAUAUCACAGAAAUGCUGAACCCUAACAACACAGACUUGGUGGGAAUAUUAAAAGUUUUUCAACAACUCUAUGUAUCUGCAGCUAUUCAAAAAGCAAAAGUGAUCAUCAAUGAACUGGGUUCAGAAGCAGCCGCAGCAAAUGUUAUAACAGUCGGAGUUACUUCAGUAAUGAUAAAUGAACCAAAAGUUUUUGAAGCGAAUCGCCCUUAUUAUUAUUUUAUAAUAAACCAGAAGAAGAAUAUUCUUUUCUGUGGUGCCUACAAUGGGGCAUAGAUUUGUUGCAUUGUCCACAAUUCAUAUCUGAUUUUGAUUA
Molecule: messenger RNA, 2022 nt
Organism: Papilio xuthus (Asian swallowtail)
Lineage: Eukaryota; Metazoa; Arthropoda; Insecta; Lepidoptera; Papilionidae
Product: antichymotrypsin-2-like
Exons: 13
Coding region: 105-1982 (625 amino acids)
Molecular function (GO): serine-type endopeptidase inhibitor activity
Source: RefSeq, a predicted model, not a curated record